AGAAGAUAUAACAUGAGUCCAAUGUGCGGCUGCGCAAAAGUGAUAAAGAGAAGUGUGGACGGUUUGUUUCCAUGGGUUUCCCUUUUCUGUGAAUUCGAAUUGAAUUUUUAAAAGCUUGGUUUGGUCUCCCCCCUCUUUCAUUCUUACACAGAUUUAAACUAUGUGGCUAGUUUGUUACUUCGUGGUUGUUGUGGCCGCUUUAAUGAACACCACUCACUAUUUGGCCUGCAGAGGUCUUAACAAUAUUUUCUCCAACUCAGUUGUUCGAAGUUAAUCACUCAAAAUGAACAUUCGCAUUUUACGUGAGGCAGAGUGUACAUAGAGUAAAAGGUGUAAGCCCACCGUGCCGUCGUUAAGUACAAAUUUUCGUUUUCUGUUUUUAUUUAAUUUUUAUAUUUGUUGGAACGAAUCGGUGUUUUUUACGACGUUUUUUUUAGUAAAAAAGAAAAAUAUUGGAUUAAGAAUUUUUUUUAUAAAUGCUGAAAGGAUACAUCUACAAAUGUGUGAAAUCUCUUAAUCUUAUAAUUGAUGUGUGAUAAAUUGUUUAUGAAAAUUAGAAUGUCAUAAUACGGUAAUAUAAAUAUUUGACAUAAUCGUGCGGUCUUGACGAAAAAAAAAAACAAAUUAGUUUAGUUUGAAAAAAAAAAAAUAAUAAUUAUAAAUUAGAAAAUUAGCAAGGAAAAUAAAAAAAAAGUGCCAACAUCACCAUGAUAUCAGGACAUGUUGCAGGCCUAAGGAUUAUGCAACACCAUCAAAUACUAGCUUUCAUUGCCCUGCUUGUUCUUCCAUUUGGGUUACCACAGCAAACAGUUGGACCCUAUAUAGUGGAGCCUACACCUGCCCUUAGGCUAGGAGAUGAAGAGUUAACGACAGUCCUUUUGGUAAGCAAUGAUAAUCGGACAGCAUCGCAGCAUGGCCGAUAUUUGAACGUCCGUCCAAAUGUGGGACUUUUGACAUCCACGGCUCGUACAUUUAUUCAAGAAGGUGUUACAACUGAAUAUGCAACUCAGGUGCUAGGAACAACUUUAGAAAAUGGACGUAUUUACGCCCAAUUGUUAAAGAAAAGCUCAAGGGUGCUGUACGACAAGGAAAGUCUCAUUGCUCCAAGUGCAAUAAAUAGUAAUAAUGGAGGUGGUGCGGUACAUACGAGCAUUAUUGGCGAAGAGCCUGCUGCUCAUAUCUAUGCCAAGCCACGAUCAUUACUUCAAAGCCAUAACGAUUUGGUUGCUGACAAAGACUGGCAAGAUAUUGAUGACAGAAUAAUAUUAGAAAAGAACUCAUUAUUUGUUGGCAAUACGGAUUUUGUUGGAAGCGUACCUAAACAACGAUCAUCGUUCAUUGUUUUUCCUGAAAAAACAGCAGAUGAUCAGAACGAACAAAAGUUAGAGGCUCCAUUCAAUGUAAAUAAACCACCAAUUGGUGGUGAUAAUGUUAAACCAACAGAUAGUGAUGAUGCAGUUAGAAUUAUGGCUAACAAAGUUCAGCCGGCUGUUGAUUUACCAACAUACACCAUAAAGAAUAUGUUUUCCCCAAGUGGAUUUUCUUGGGAAUCAUCUCCGGAAACCGAAACGGACACGGAAACAGAAAAUAAGAAUGAAAAAAAUAUAGAAAAAUCCUUUUCCAAGACCACGAGCCCGUUUGCAGUACAAAGAUCUCCAAAACUACUUUAUCAUCAAGUAAUGAAAGACGACUACAAUAGUAGGUCCUUGUCAACAGUAACUUACUAUGGUUUUGCUGAUUUUACAACUAUUGUUGGUGAUAGUGUUAUUGUGUUUUCGCCAAGUACGUCUGCUGCUGAUAAACAACCAUCGGCUCAAGUGACUUCAAUUAAGGGCAAAGCAACGCUGGGACCUCAAGAGCCAUCUUAUGUUUUGAAAGUUCCAAUAACUAUUACUCAAGAUUUAAUAGAGCCGACUUUUGUCAUUCCAAUGCUCUCUACUGAUGUUAAUGAUCUAAGAAUAAUGCCAACAGAUAUGAGAGAAAAGAACAAAGAGGAAGAAAAAGAAGAAGAACAAGAGCAAUACGUCAACAAGCCUCUACUUGAAAACGAUGUAGAAACGAUGCUAAACCGUGAAAAUAUUGAAACCACAACGAAAAGCCUACAACAACAAGAUGUUUUAGUGACAUUUGAAGAUCCUUCAUUUUAUGAUGAGAUGAAAGAUAUUGAAGAACAACAACAACCAACAACACUCUCUCCUGAAAACGAUAACGAAAACGAAACCAACCAGUUGACAACUCUGCCGCCAACAAGCGAAACAGAAGACGACCAAACUACUGAAUUAGAUUUAAAUCAGUUUGAACACACGUUGGUUUCUUCAAUGUCUGAUACAAGUUCCAGUAUGGCAGAAAAUUCAAUUUCAAUUCCAACACCAACCGAAACCACAUCUCGCGUCAUGCUCUCUCGACCAUCUGAUGAAGAAAUAUUUAAAAUUUAUUCAUCUUUAGCAAAGGCAGAGGCAGAAAGGGCUGCUUCAAAAGCAAGUCAAGUCUCAGAAUCGGUAAGUGUUAAGUCUUUGGAAACUACAACAACUGAAAGUUCACCGCCGCCGGUAUCAAUUGAAAGCAAUGAAAAACCAUCUCCAAAAACCCCACCAAUAACAACGACACCAGAAGAAGAGGAACAAAUUCAACCAGAUAUUCCAGUCGAAGGAGGAGCUACAACCGUUUUCUUUGAAGAUGAUCCAUUUUUGGAAUUUGUUUCACCGAGUGCUACGGAAACAAAUGUUGUUCAACAAACAACAACAACUUCAUUUGAACAAAGUCCCGAGUCAGAGCACUCAAUUUCAACUGCAGCUGUUCCAGAGCAACCUGCAACAGAGCCUUCAACCGAAAAAGAAGAAGAGGAAGUCACAGUCCUAUCAUCAACUAAUUCAGAUAUAGAAAAAGAAACUAAUCCACAAGAAGAAGAAUUCAAACCGAUUAUAAAAGAAAUUCAAGAAGAUGAAGAAGUUGAAAAUUGUGUCCGCACGUCACAAGUUUAUUUAACACAAAUUCCUAAAACUGUAACCUUUUACACUACAUUUUUUAUUCCCAAUGAUGAUAAUUCAGAAACAUCAACGUCGAUUGAAACAAAUGCCGUUCCAAGUUUCGAUAUAGCACAGGCAACAAAGCACUAUUGCAUUCAACCAACUCCAGGUUAUGUUACAUUACAAAAGAGCACUAGUGUUCCAGUAUUGGAACGCCCUCUAGAAAUCAGUAGUUCUUCGAAUACUCAAGACAGUCAAGAAAACAUAAAUGCAGUUCUCCAAGCUACAACACCAAUGAUGAUAGUACGCGAGAAUGCUGAAGUGACAGAGGCCAGUGCAGCCUCAGGUGAUGGUUACGAAGAUGGAACUGAAAAGAAUGAGGAAGAAGAAGAAGAAGACGAUGAAGAAGACGAAACUGAGUCCGAUUCGGACUCCAAUGGUGAUCAAGAAUCUGGUGAAGAAAUCGAACUUAUAUACAAGACCCUAUACACAACUUAUACAUAUCUUACAACAUUCUUCCACGAUUCAACAACCAGUAUUUCAAGUCAUAAGGAAAUCGUUACAAAUGUUAUCACAUCUAGCAUGAGUAGUCAUGAAACUAUUAGUUCAACUGAAGAUGGCGGCGAUGAAAUUGAACCGACUGCAACAAAAUCACCAAUAAUAAAUCAUGCUACUUCAACAUUCGAUCUUCAAUCGUCAGAUUUGAUCAAAAUUGAUGGAAUUUUGAGAGAAGAUUCAGACGACCAACCAACCAAACUCACUGAACAACUAGAUGAUAGCAAAAUUGCCAAAACCUAUUUCACAACUUACACUUAUUAUACGACAAUUUUUGUUGAUGGCGAAACAGAAAUUAUGAGUCGUACCGAAGUCCACACAAAUAUUGUUGGGAAGUCGUCUGAAUCGGAGCCAGUAGCUGCAGUUAGCCCAUCAGCAAGAUAUCUUCAAAUUGACGAUGCUGUUUCAGAUGAAGAUAAUGCUGUUAUUGAAUUGCAACCAACAGCAACCUAUGAAACCAUACAAAGAACAGUUCUGUUUUCAAAAGAAGAAUCGAUCAGACCCAAAAAUGAUCAUGGCGGUGUUCAAGAGCUAGAAUCAUCUUCCAGUAGCUCGUCAUCAAAGAGCGAGAAAAAAGUUGUACCCAUUAUUGAUGUUUCUAAAUUGUCAUCGAGCGGUUCGAAUGGUUCGAACGGCCAAAAUCAAAUUGUUGAAUUGAAUGGCGUUCUUGAAGAUCAAAUAAGUUCGGAAAGUAAUACGGAGGAAAUUAUACCGUCAGCUACAUUGCUCCUCCAGACAAGUUUUACGACAUUUACGUAUUAUACAACAAUGUACAGCAAUGAAGCAACUAAUGUUGUAAGCCGUUUAGAAACUAUAACAAAUGUUGUAACGGAAACACUUCAGCCAACUAAAACUCUAAGUGUGGAUGAAGCCACAGUGCCAAUUACAUAUUUUACAACUUUCACUUAUUGGACUAAGCUUGCCAAAGAAGGCGAAAUAACCACUUUAAGUCGCGAAGAGACAAUUUCGAAUGUUGUUACACCAAGUGUUUCUGCUGAAAUGACUGUGACUGACAGUAGUCUGCCGUCAGAAUCAAUUUCAACUGUUGAACCUGUUGUUAGUGCAUCAUCGUCGUCAUCGAGUGAGUUAUCAUCGAAAGAUAUAGAACCAACAACCUUUUACACCACUUAUACUUACUAUACAACAUCAUAUGUCGGUGAUCAGACAGUCACUGAUAGUCGCUUUGAAACAGUCACAAAUGUCUUGAUGCCAACAAUUACUGCUAGUUUGGAUUUAAAUACAGCAACAUUGCCUUUGGAGGAGAUGGAGAAAAACGAAACAUCAAGUAAAGUAACUGAUGACCAAAGUAUGAAUCCCCCUCGAACAAUUUCUUACGACUUUAAGACAAUCGUUGAUGCCGAAGGUAUUAGUACACUUUACUUCAAAACGCAAGUAGUUGCCACAGUUGUUGAUGGUACUUCAACAGAAAUAUCGUCAAGCACGUCAACUAUUAACAUUGACGAAAGCAAAAAGACUCUAUCUAUUGCGGCUUUGCCGGAAUCAAGUGAAUCAAGUUCUACCAGGUCUUAUAAGACCGGACUAGUGCGUUUAAUAUCAGGAACAAAACUAUCAAACCAAACAACAACAGUUUAUCAAUCGAAGGUCAUUGGAACAAUUAUCGACCAGCGCUAUGCUCAGAUAAUUGAGAGUACAUCUAGUUUUAUUAUUGAUAAAACCCCGGCUCCUGGCUUAGGAAUCGGAAUCGAAGCUUCAUCAACCCAAAAUUUGAUAUCAGUGAAACCUACUGUUCUUGUGCCAGCUUUGGCAGUUGAAAAAACUCUUGAAAGUUCUAUAAGCGAUGCUCAAGAAAAUCAAAACAAUCAAAAUAAUGAAGGUGGCGAUGAAGGUGAAGAUGAAAGUGAAAAUGAAAAUGGGGAAGAGAACGAAGACGAUGAUGAAAGUGGCCGUCCUAGAACUCGAUUAUCAUUUCAAACUAAAAAGAAAACAUUUACACCUGUUAUAAGACCGUUUGUUUCGAGAAAUAGACCCCAAUUCGCACCUAAACGUAAAAACAUCCUACAAAGCAGUGCAACUAUUAUAACCAGAUCUGACUUAACACCAACAAUAACAGCAACUCCGGCUAUAAAAUCAGAUGGACGGGGACGCUUCAGUAGUUCAAGAAAAUCAAAUGUUGGCGGCUUUUCAAGUCCGGGAGCAAUAAGUGGAAGUAGUUCACAAGGCGGUAAGAGAUUUGGUCGUCCGAGUAAAUCUUCACAAUUUGGGGGGGCAUUUGGUUCCUCAUCAAGCUACCCAGGAUCAUCUUCUCGAAAUCGUCUUCAAUCUUCGAGGGGCGUACAACAGGGAUUGUCGUCGAACUACAAUGCUGGUGGCGGUUUUCCAAACUCUCGUCGUAGCGGAGGAGCAGGAAGUUUUAGAGGCUCUUCAACAAGUGCCCGUUCAUUUUCAAGCGCUUAUCCAGGAAAUUCUAGAUUAAGAAUAAGACCAUCAUCUUCUUUGUCUUACGACAGUUUAUCAAGCACUGCCAGUUACACAACCCUGCCAACAGAUAGUGCUGAGGACGAGGGUGGAAUUACACAGAGGUAUGAAAGUGAAGAAGAAGCCGAUUUUACAACUGAAAAUCUACGAAGAAACAACAACAAUCUAUUGCGCUUCCGUAGACCACAAUUGAAUCGCCCAGCGUUCCAAGGUGGUGGUGCUGUUCAGCGGAAUUCAGCAACAAGUGGACAAGUUACACCUCGACGAAUACCACUUAGCCAGAAACCGAGAACCACAACAACAACUAGCACUACAACAACAACCCAACGUUCUCGACCAAGAGUUUCUCCACGUCCAUCAACAUUAGGACAAAUUCAAAAUAGAUCUAGGCCACAAAACAGCCUUUUCCCACCGCGAAGACUAUUCCCAGCUCAAAACGCUUAUCAAGCCGCAACUGCAGAUGAGAUACAAAAACCUGGCACAGGGGACGAUUUCGAUAACGAAAAAGAAGAUGAGGAUUCGGAUUAUGAAAAUGACGAGGAGGGUAUUGAAAAUGAAGAACAAGAUGAUGUGAGUCGGCGUCGUCGAAGUGAAAUUUCCUCCUUAAAAUCGUUGGUUAAAAAAAGAUCCAAACGACAGGCGAAUAAUUUUAGAAAUAGAUUCAGAAGACCUACUUCGACCAAACCAACAUCUGAAGAACGCUCUGAAGAUACCACUGAAGAUGAAUCAAGUACAGUUCGCUCACGAGCAUCAUCACGUUUUACACCUCGUACUCAUUCUCCAGCUCAUACACCCUCCUCCCCACAUUCCAGCGGUAAUAAGGCGGCUCAACAACACAACAAUCGAGCCAUACGCCCAACUAAACCAAAUUCAAGCAAUCGUGCCCAAUUUACUCUUCGGGAAAAGGACACCACACCCAAACAUUCAACGCCACGUCUUUCAACAAAUUUCAGGCGUCCAGUACCAAAUGGCGGUACCUCAUCGUCAUCAGCAUCAUCAAGAAGAACCACAACAGCAGCUUCUCGGUCCAAAACAUCGUCUAGAAUAAAGAACUAUGGCAACAACCCUAGCACCGAAACAACUCACAGCAGUCUUCCUCGUGGAAGAACUCCAGCUAGCGGUCGAUCAAGGUCAACAGCACGUAGCAGAAGUCGAAGUGAUUUCACAACUGAUCCAAUAGUUCCAGCUUUUGAUGGAACAAUUACCGUCACACAUACCACUCCAACAGAAAUAACCAUUCCUAUUGUCAAUGGCAAAGUCACUGAAUACAAAAACGUAUUGACAACUACCAGCAGUACCGAAGUUGUGCCUCCAAAUCAAUACACUUCAAUAAUUGGCCCUCUCGGCAGCUCAACCUUGGUCCUUAAUCGCGAAGAAACUUCAAUCAACUUGAACGGAGCUACCGAAGUAACUCAAUUUAUAUUACACGAACAACCAACCACUACUGUAAUAUUCACACCAACAACUAUCAGGGGUCGUAAAACUUCAUUUGCUCACAUGAUACCCUCAACAGCAUAUCAAGUGGAAAAUGUCGUGUCUACCAUGCAACCCCAAAUCGCAGCAAAUGCUCCACUUGCAAACAUUCUACUUUCACAACUUUUGCUAGGAAAUUUGGGAGGCUUAAAUCAACCCAAUAUCAAUCCGUUAUUGGCCCUUGGUGCUGGCCAAGCUACACAAGCUAAUUCACAAGUUCCAGGUGUACCAACUACAGAGUACAAAACACGUUCUUCUACAUACGUAACAACGGUCACUAAUGGAAUGUCAACCAUUAUACCACUCACAUUCCAUGGAAAGGAGAUUUUAACCACCAUCUAUGACAGUUCAUCGGAUGUCAUAACUGCCACUGAGUAUUUCACCGAAACUAUUGUAAUAACACCAACUCAACAAGCACAGCAGGUACAGCAGGUAAACAGUCUACUUUUACCAUAUCUGCUGCAACAACAGCUUCAGGGCCAAAAUCAACAACAACUACAACUACCAUCUCAACCAGCCCUACCAAUUCAAAACUCCAUUCCACCUCAGCUUCUGUUCCCCGAUAAUUUACAAGAUCUAGAUCACAAUGGUAUCCAAAAAUACAACGAUUAUGGUUCAGAUAUUGAAGAUUAUCCAAACAAUACUCAAGAUGACCAAAUCAUCGAGUCCAACACAAACACAAAUACAAACAACCACAGUAAUCAAAGAUCUGGAAGUCGCAAAAAAGGUGGCCGUAAAUUCCAUAAGCAGCAGCAAGCCUCAGCUGCACCACCACCUGCUGUCGAAUCGAGUGUCAUAACACUGUAUGUUUCCGGAAGACGACCCGGCGAAUUUAGUACUGUUCUAUCGACUGUCCAAAUAGGGGCUGAACCUUCUUUGCGCAAGCGACAAAUCAAUCGUGUCCAACCUCUCUUCCGAUCCACAUCACCGCACGUUGAUGAUUUUGAAGAUUAUUACAGUUCAGAUGGCAGUGAGAUCGAAGAAUACUUGUUGCCAGCUAGUAAUGAUAUUAUUUCUAGUCACAGCCUAAAGAGCAAUUCUCUUUCUGAAGAAACUCAAAGUCUUGAAAGUAUAGUAGGUGAUGUUAGCCUCUGGUAUACCAAAACAUCGGCUUUGUUCAUAAACAAUUCCAAUAAUGGUGGAGAACCUUCAACAAUCUAUGAAGAUUUACUAGCACAAAGUAGUAGUAGUAGUGAUACAAAUUUGCAAUUUUCAUCUUUAUCGUCUUCGUCAGAAAUAGCUUUAGAUUCUUCUGGAGAAACAACAAAUCAGUCAAAGCAUUUUUUAGUCUAAUUGACCUUACUGAGAACUCCCCACUCAGUUCCAAGGUCAGUAGUAAUAGUGUCGCCAGCAGCGGGAAAAACAAAUUAAAUCACCGCUUAAUGACCUCAGCCUUAUCAACAACAGCAACAACAUCAACAAUACCAAAAGACAAUAAUAAUUUAAUGAAUGAAAAUAAAAAAAUGUUGCAAACUAUCCGAGACGACAAAAAACUCUAUUUAAGCACUAGAAUAAGGAAAAAACGUACUGCUGUAGAAUUAAAAACUUAUUUUAAGACAGAAGACAAUGCUAAUGCUAACUCUAAUUCUUAUGCUAAUGACUCAAAUAAUACGUCAUUAGCUUUAAGAAGAAAAAUUAAAAAAACUCUGAUACGACGACUGCGCCCGCUCCCGCGCCCCUUGCAGCAGGACCAUGCAAUUAAACCAAAUCAAACGAUGCCAGGUGGUGGUGCACCGCGUUGGCAGGUGAUAGUUCGAAAAAGAAAACCUCUGCGAAAAAGUACCAAUAGCAGUAGCACAACAAACGAACUUGCUAAAUCCACAUCACAAGAAAGAAACUUACCUCCAUCCAAACUGUCACCUACAGCAUCAUCCGCAUCGAUUCAAAGCCAAAAACCCACAAACGAAGCAACAAAUAAAAGUAGGCUCUUGCUCUCACCAACACCAUCACACUUUGUUGAAGAAACAUCUACGUCUUCGAUUACGUCAGAGCCAAAACAAACUACAAUGAAGAAGAUGAUGUCAACCACGGUAAUGACACCCAUCAGACGCAUGGGGCGAAGAUGCAAAACCGAAAAAUGCUCACGACGACGUCAAGUUAAAAAGAAAACUCUUAAAACAUCAGCAUUAUCAUCAUCACUAACAUCAAUAAUUCCACCUUCCUCCUCCUCCAAACAAACACUGACAUUUAUUGAAACAUCCACAAUUCAAGAAACUACUUUGUCCCUUGAAACUCAAAUUGUUCCAAAGACUUACACAUAUGUUGUGGAACGCGUUCAUGACAAUGAACACCAAAUCCAAUCGUCAACAUUGAUACGUUCUAGGACCUUAACGAUAACUCACACACUCUUCAAAACAAAUUUAGUACUGCUGACAAAUACUAAAGUUAUAGUACCGACAAUAUCAUUUACCACCAAUUCAAUUCCAAUGACUUCCAAUGCGUACUAUGACGCAUGACUUUUCAAUAACAAAUAAAUCACAAAUGUUUCUAUUUAAGAAAAUGUCCAAAUUUGAGUUGACUUUUUUUAGAGAGUCAAAUUUUGAUGGAUUCAAAUGUCAAUCAUUUGAACUCAUCUAAUCACUGCAGAGUUAAUCAUAGGACAAUUAAUCAUUGUCACAGCCCAUCCCCAUAUCAGGGAACAUUUUUCAUCAAGAGGACCAAUUUUUAAGAAAAAAUAAAAAUAAAGUGUCACUUCUUCCUUAAAAGAAGAACAUUCAAAUAAAUUGAACUCGAAAAUAAUUGUUUUGCAAUCGAACCUUGAGAUGAUUUGUCCUAUGAUGAAGUUUGCAGUCUUAAUUGAUUUUAUUUUCUAAUAGGUAUUGGAUAGGUGACCUUUCAAUACUGAAUUUAAUUUUUUUUUUUAAUUUAAUAUUGCAAAAAUAUAAGGGACAAAAUCGGGACGAUCCAAGAUUUUUUACUAUCUUAAUUUAAUCAAUGAAAAAUUACAGUCAAUAUUUUCAUAAGAUUUUUGACAAACUUUAAAUUAUGUUUUUUUUUUAAUAAUACCUUAAACUUGUCUUCAUAUUUAAAUAAAUUUCAAAAUAAGAAAAAAAAAAUUGAAAUUUGGUACCAAAAAGAACAACACGAACUACUUGAUCUUAUCUCGAAAACAGCAGAGGUACAAAAUUAUCGAAAUUACCCAAAAUUACAUGAUUGAUGACUGCUGUCAAAACAGCACUGACAAAUUUUUUAAAUCUUCACGAAAAUGUCAAAAAAGAAAAACUAAUAAAAUAAAGAAAGAUAUACGAACUUAUGGAGAGCGAAUUAGCCAUUUUGUCUAAUAAAAUUAAUCAGUUAAUAUGAAAAUGGAAGAUGUACGACGUUGUUUUCUAUGUCUCUCUGUCUGUCUGUCUCUCUCUCUCUUUCUUAAUGGGGAUUUUAACUUUUAAAAUUAUUCUUUAAAAAUAAAUAAAUAAAAUGGGGAAAAAUUGCAUAAAAUGUAAUAAAAAAAAAACCAUAAAAAAAUGAUAAAACUGUAAUAACUUAUAACUAUGUAUAAAUAAUUUUGUUAUUUCAAACUUGUGUAUAUAAAUAUAUUGUUUUAUAUGUUUUUAAGAUAAAUAUUAUAUUUUUUUUUAAAUUUUCAUAUAACGUUAAUAUUAACGUUAACACAUAUAACACUGUGUUAGAAAAUAAAAAUCAUGUUAAAUACUUUGGAAGUGACAUAGCAGAGGUUGUAGGUAAUACCGAGUACAUCAUUUUUCAGCACUUGAAAUUUUUCAUAGACCCUCAAAAUUUCAAGUUAUAGUCAAAAAAACGUGUUUCAAUGUUUUCACACUUCAACGAUUUUUUACUCAGUCAUUUUUCGGUCAAUUUCAGAUUUUUUUACAAAACUUGUUCUUUUUGGAAAUAUUUUUUUAUUUGCUCAAUCACCAAAUUGGGUGUAGAUUUUAUGGACUGAAUCUCAAAUUACAACACUAUUUCCCCGUUUAUUUUAGAAUUCGGAGACCGUUUUAAGCUACAUUUUUUGUUUUGAAAAACUUUGUAUAAACAGUUUUAUUGUUCUAUUUAUGCUGAAUCAAAUAAGUUUUUAUUGAUCAAAAUCAGUUAGAACUGAUUAGGACUGUACAAAACCUGAAAUUGAUCGAAAAAUGACAGAGUAAGAAAUCGUUGAAAUGUGAAAAUAUUUUAAAAAUGGUUCUUUGACGAUAACUUGAAAUUUUGUGGGUCUAUGAAAAAUUUCAAGUGCCAAAAUAUGAUGUACUCGGUAAUACCUACAACCUCUGCUAGGUCACUUCCAAAGUAAUUAACAUGAUUUUUAUUGUGUAACACAGUAUAAUUAAUGUAUGUUUAUGUAAAAUAGUUUUUAGUUUCUGUGCUCUUUCUCUCUUUUUUUAUUAUUCUUUGCCAUAAUCUUGUUUUACUUAAAAUUGAAAUUAUAUAUUAUAUAAAUUAUAAAAAAAAAAUAAAAUAAGUAAAUGUAUAUAUCUAAUGUUAGAAUAAGAUUUUUUUUUGUUUUU
Messenger RNA from Episyrphus balteatus (marmalade hoverfly), 11890 nucleotides. Its product is annotated as mucin-2. The coding region runs from base 708 to 8723 and encodes 2671 amino acids. The transcript is spliced from 4 exons. NCBI's taxonomy places the organism in Eukaryota, Metazoa, Arthropoda, Insecta, Diptera, Syrphidae. The record is from RefSeq and is a predicted model, not a curated record.